AUACCGAAGGCAUCCAAAAGCUUAGCAACAUAUACACUAUUACGGCAAAAAGUGCUAGUGCUUAUCAAAAUCAUAUUUUUUCAAAUUUUCUGUGCGUGUGAUUAAGAUGUCUCAUGCACAGAAAAGGACAGGUGCUUCCAAGGUUGGGGUUAGCACCACCUCCCGCAAGAGUGUUGCAGCAGUUUCUGGAACUAGUAAAAGCAGAGUAGGGGGUCAAGGUGCAACCUUUGCCAGUAGUAGGAGUAAUGUAUUUUCUUCUGCAAGUGGUAAGAAAUUGGCAGGUAGUGAAGGAGUUAGGGGGACUGUUCCAGGAAAGCCAUAUGUCCAGAUUUUGGAUGACUUAGGACAAGAUGUGACACCACAACCUUUGCUUCACUUGGAUCCUUCAGCUGUCAAGAAAUCUAGCAAUAUACUUGGCGAUGGAUCUGCAGGAACACCUACUGAUCUGAUGUCUCAGGCUUCGAUCUAUCAAGCAGGGACUUUGAACAUGUCACAAAGUACUUAUGGUGGAGGCCCUUUUGGAAGAUCUGUAUUUAGUGCUGAUCAGUCUGAACAGAGAUCACUGGGAGAGUCUAUGGUGGGCCAUGUGGAGGAAGCACAUACCUCAGUAACUGCCUGGGGAGAUAUAAAGCACAAGCGUGAAGAGGUGAAAGAGGUGUUGAAUGAGAGUGACCUGGCUAAGGUUAUUGAUAUUACACUAAGUGAGACUGAGACUAUCUGGAUCCUGGACAUGCCAGGCACUUGUGUAUCUCUGGAAAGUGAUGAAGCAGCUGUUGUCAAAGAAAAGAAUGAAAAAUACAAAGAGUUAUGCAAGAGCAGAGCAGGUAAUGACAGGUACAUGGAGAGAGAAAUGAACACCUUCAAUGACCCACCUAAACUCAAGCUUGUACAGACUCAAAAGAUUGGAUAUGUCGAUGUGGGAAUAACAGCUGCCACGUGGGACAUGUAUGACACAUAUGAGGAGUUGGCUGCAGCACAAAAGAAAAGUGAGGAAGGAGAUGAGGCAGGUGAAGAGAAUCCAGAGGGAACCAUGAGCAGACCUGUCAGUUCUAAACAGAAGGUUGAGACUGUUGAGGGUGACACACAGACUGAUGCCCCAGCUGGAGCAGUGUCCAGGGGACAGACACAGAUCAGCAUCAGGCCAGGGACAGAGAGUCGGGCGACUAUUAUGUCCUCAGUAAUGAUGGGGUCAGAAGCACAGGGCAGCACAGCCACUGGGCCAACAGCUGAACAGAAAGCCAAAGAGGAAGGUGAAGCUAUAAUGAAGUCGGAUUCAUUGAAAAAGAAUCUUGUAAUCAUGGAAAGAGUUGUAAAUCUCAACAGUUACCAACCAAGACAAGCAUCUUAUAGACACUUCCCAAUAUUUGAAGACAUUGACAGGGUUAAAAGUGAAAGUGAAACUCCCCUGCCCAACCAGGUGGCUGUCAGUGAUGCAGGGCCCAGUCUUGAGAGACUUUGGGUAUACUCCUGUCCACUGACUAAAGGCAAAAAUGUCAGUUGUAUGUCAUGGAACAAGAAAAAUCCAGAUCUGAUAGCAAUAGGAUAUGGUCAGUUUGAAUUUACAAACCAAAAAGGUGGCAUGGUUUGCUGUUGGUCACUCAAAAAUCCAGAGUUUCCUGAACGUAUUUAUACCACAGAACAAGGGGUGACAUCGUUAGAUUUUUCAAACACCCAUCCGAACUUGCUGGCGGUUGGAAUGUAUGAUGGCACAGUGGCCAUAUACAAUGUAAGAAGCCAAAACAAUGAACCUGUGCUGGACAGUUUUGAAUCCAAUGGCAAACACAUUGCCCCAGUGUGGCAGCUUAGGUGGAUAGAGAAAGAGCGAGGUUCAGAGGAGAGAGCUGAGGUACUGAUCUCAGUCUCUACAGAUGGGAGAGUGACGCAGUGGUCGAUUAGGAAAGGGUUUGAGUGCACAGAUUUGAUGAGGUUGAAAAGAAUGGCUUCCAAAGCAGCAUUAGUUGGGUUACGUGGUAAAGAAAAGAAGGCAGACUCUUUAAUCACGAGAACAUCUGGUGGUGCUUGCUUUGAUUUCAAUGCCAAGGACACAAACAUCUAUUUGGCAGGCACAGAAGAGGGUCACAUACACAAAUGUUCCUGCUCAUAUAAUGAGCAGUUCUUAGAUACAUACACAGCACAUAAUGGACCAGUCUACAAGAUCCAGUGGUCCCCAUUUGUGCCUGAUGUCUUUGUAAGCUGCAGUGGAGACUGGACAAUGAGGCUGUGGCAUCAGGAGCACCUGCAGCCAGUACUCAGCUGUUACUCUUCAACUAAAUCUGUAUUUGAUGUCUGUUGGUCCCCAAGAUCUUCUACAGUAUUUGCUUGUGUUAAUGAGGCCAGAGUAGAGAUAUGGGAUCUCAGUGAAAGCACGCUUGAUCCCAUCUGGAGUGAAGCAUCUGGACAGCGAUUGACUACAGUGACAUUUGCAAAGAAUUCUGAGUCUAUUCUGGUUGGUGAUAGUGAUGGCAAGGUGACAGUAUACCAGCUACGCGGGAUGCCCCCACCAUCAGACUCUGGCCAAAAGGAGGCGCUCAUGUCCAUCAUCAAGACAUCUCUCGCCAGCCAAAAACAACUGAAGUUGGACAAGCCAGAAGAGGGAGAAGAAGAAGAAGAAGAAGAAGAUGAAGAGGAGCUGGGAGAUAGAUAACAUUAUCCUCUUGACAUUUGACUCUAAUAAACAUUCCAAAAUGGCAUAAACAGCCUUAUAUAGAAACCAAGAGUAACUUCACUAAUAAACUGCUGUCACUGUUGAUUUUGUAAAUAUAUGAAAUUGUAAAUACAUAUGUGGCAAAACUGUAGAUGUAUAGAUUACCAGGUGAAGAGGACAAUUUUAUCUGUUGUUUUGAGUCCAAAUAUUGUGGCUGUCCAAAUAUUUCUAGUGCACAUGCAGAAUGUGAUAACUCCAUUGGGUAUUCUUUAACAGUUUGGGAAGACAUUCAGUAUCAAAAUGGAUAAAAAAUAAUUACUAUUAUCAUUUUAUACCUGUACAUUGUAUAUUGACUUUUUAUGUAAUAGAGUUAUGUCAUUGCAUUUUAUGUGGACAUCUCAGUUUCAAAGUGAUAACACUGAAACCAGCCGUCCAGUUUCUACUGUGAUAUGAAUAA
Molecule: messenger RNA, 3101 nt
Organism: Lingula anatina
Lineage: Eukaryota; Metazoa; Brachiopoda; Lingulata; Lingulida; Lingulidae
Product: dynein axonemal intermediate chain 4
Biological process (GO): cilium movement
Cellular component (GO): axonemal dynein complex
Molecular function (GO): dynein light chain binding; dynein heavy chain binding
Source: RefSeq, a predicted model, not a curated record